This is a messenger RNA of Colletotrichum scovillei, 2141 nucleotides long. Its product is annotated as TfdA family Taurine catabolism dioxygenase TauD. Bases 527 to 1675 code for a protein of 382 amino acids. Lineage: Eukaryota; Fungi; Ascomycota; Sordariomycetes; Glomerellales; Glomerellaceae. The transcript is spliced from 2 exons. The record is from RefSeq and is a predicted model, not a curated record. Gene Ontology annotation, molecular function: oxidoreductase activity.
GGGGUGACUCGCGGGUUCGGCGUUGGGGCUUCGAGCCGAUGUUGGUUCAAGGAUGGAGUCAGGUACCUUAUUAGUUGGGUACGCGAGCAGCCAGAUGUUGAAUUACUGUCAACAAGAGGCUGACGGUACUGCUUGAUAGGGUGCACAAAGUCCCAAUUCAGAAUCAUGAACGAGUCGAAAGAUACUGAGAGCAAUCAUCCAAUAACACCAGCAGAAUACAAAACGGAGAUGCGCAACUCGGUGUUCUACGCCACAGCCUUAUCGAGAAACCCCACCAUCUCUACAUCUAUUCUCUCGAGUGCGGGCGGGCCGGUGCGGGUGAGAUAACAAACUCUCCCGCAGGCCAUCGGCGGGAUCCGAGUUGACGACUCCACCACAGUAUCUUUCACAAGACAUAAAAGCCUCUUCAGAGCCACCGGACUGCUACACGAACUCAUUUAAGACGUUGGAAGACAGCUGCCCUUCGAAACAAGAUCAACGCCUUACCCAAUUAAGAACCAAUAUCAUUCUGAACUCCAGCUCGAAAAUGGCCAUUUCACAAACUCCGUCUCGCAUAACCGUCCAGCCAAUUGUCCCUGCUGUGGACUCGGCUGUUGACUUUGGCGCUACCAUAAGCAACGCUGAUAUUGAGAAUCUCACUGAUGCCGACUUUGAUGUCAUCCGUGAAGCUCUCUUCAAGCACCAAGUUCUCGUAAUCAAGAACCAAGGACAUGCAUCUCCCAAGGCACAGUUUGAGAUUACACAAAAGUUCGACCCUGACUCUGGUGAGAACUACGGUCACGGCAAGACCCUGGACGCCAAGCGCUCUAUUCUGCACCCCGACCUGAAGACCAUCCCGCACCAGCCUCAAGUCCAAGUCAUUGGCAAUGGUUUCGUCGAGGAGUACGAGGGUCUGAAGAACAUCCAGCUCAGACACCCUCACCACCGCACAUUCCACGCCACAACCAUCCCUGAUGAGGAUGACCUGGAUUUCACACGUUUCUACCGCUGGCACAUCGAUGCCGCGCUCUACGGUCUCGCACCGCCCGUCGCCACGACUCUCCUGGCAGUCCGUGUGCCCGGCGGCCGCAAGCAAACCCUCCGCUACGACGACGGCACCGACGAAGAGAUGACGGUCCCUCUCGGUACCACAGCCUUCGUGUCCGGUUACGCAAUGUACGACAACCUCUCGCCCGAGGACCAGGAGUUCGUCCGCACGACAAAGGUGGAGUACGCACCGCACCCCUACGUGUGGAUGAGCAGCGCCAAGUCCCGCUCCACCGGCCUGGGCAUGGUCUCGGAGGGCAAGGAGGUCCCGCUCGAGGACCUGCCCCCCAUCGAGGAGGAAAAGAUCCAGAUCCUGCCCAUGUGCUGGCGGAACCCCGUCACGGACCGGCUGGCGUUGCAGGUCCACCCCUCGGCGGUGCGGAAGCUUCACUUGGCGGACGGCACCGUGGUGGAGGACCUCGCCGAGGUGCGGGAGACGGUGCACCGCCUGCAGCGGCCGGGCAUCUCGCCCAAGAACGUGUACGCUCACGACUGGGAGCAGGGCGACUUUGUCAUUUUCCACAACCGCGGCGUGAUCCACUCCGUGGUGGGCGCCUUUGCGGAAGAUGAGGUUCGGUUGUUCCGUCAGUGCAACAUUGCGGCCGCCCGGCUUCCGCAGGGACCUGUCGAAGUUGCCGCGGCUGUAUAGAUUGACUAUUGCUUUGGUUUCCGCUUUGUUUUGUAUGACCUUGUAAUGAGAGUUUAGCCCAAUGAGAUGUUUUCUUACGACGAUCUUCAUGAGUGAUGCUCUGCGCUAUUGAAGGCUAAUUCCGCAAUUUGACUCGAGAAUCGAGACAUACUGCGGAUACAACGGGUCCCCCCAUUAACAGUCUACUAACAUCACUGCACUUGCAACAUCAUGAUGAAAUACUUCCCGUCUACUUGACAAGUACGUGUAAGCUCGCAGCUAGUGUCACAUUUUGAGUCGACAUGUCAAAACGCUCUGACUCACCGGCCUACUUGACGUUUUCCCCGCGAUGUAAUGGCACAUGCAUGUCGUGUCACACUGGUGAGCACGCCAACGAGCGAUCGGCAUUCACGAUCCGGAAUCGGAGCCGGCGGCCGUGAGCUUCUGCCGAGAUCUCCAACACCCCGCACCGAGCAUUCCAUGAGAU